AUGGCCAAUCUUGUAUCGUCGUUAGCGCUGGUGCUGGUAUUCCACGAGUUAGGCAGCGCAGCGUUGGCGCAGUACACCACGGACUACACGCAAUACGUCGAUCCAUUCCACGGCACCGAAAAUGGCGGCAACGUCUUCCCCGGCGUCGUUCCCGCCCCCUUCUCCGUCACCAAACUCGGCAUCGACGUCUCCUCUGGCACCACCGACGCCUACUCGGGCUACCUGCCCGCCGGCAACGUCACCGGCUUCAGCAUGCUGCACGAGAGCGGCACCGGCGGCGCGCCCAAAUACGGCGUCGUCUCGCAGCUGCCCGUCGUCAUCAUGACCACCGACGAUGGGUCAGUAGGAGGAGGAGGAGGAGGAGAAGGAGGAGGGGGAGGGGGAGGGGGAGGGGGAGGGGGAGAAUGGUUCAAUCCGCUCGCGGACCUGGGCGUGGAGAGGGCGGCGCCGGAUGAGGCGGCGGUGGGGUACUAUCGCGCGGCGCUGGCGAACGGCGUCGUGGUGGAGCUGGCGGGGACGCGGCAUGCGGGGUUGUAUCGGUAUGGGUUUCCGGGAGGGGGGAGGGGGGACGGGUCUACGGAGGCGGCGGUGGUGGUGGUGGAUGUGUCGCAUGUGUUGCCGUCGUUUAGGGGGUUGGGGUGGGGGCAGGGAUAUGCGGGCGGGGCGUUUGAGGUGUUUGACGACGGGCAUUACGAGGGGAGUGGGACGUAUAAUAAUGGGUGGAACCUUGCACCAGAUUGGACGAUUUAUUUCUGCGGCAGGUUCAACACUCCGGCGACGAGUAGCAAGACUUUCUUGGGAAACGGAACCACGCUUGAGCAGUAUGGCGAGCAGGCGUCGGUGUCUGGCUCUGAGCGUUUGGGUGGCGUAUUCACCUUUGAUGAGACGGAUGUCGAGUCGAGAGUCGGCAUUUCGUUCAUCUCGUCAGAGAAAGCGUGUCAGUUCCUGGACGAUGAGCUGCCGUCCCAUGCCACCUUGGAGAGUCUGGUCGCUGCUUCUCAGGAUACGUGGAACACGCAGGUGCUUUCGAAGGUGACGACAACAGAGACGAAUUCGGAGUACCUAACGCAGUUGUACUCCAGCUUGUAUGGGAUGCACCUGAUUCCGUCCAACCGCACAGGAGAGAAUCCUUUGUGGGAGUCCGAUGAGCCGUAUUACGACGAUUGGUUUACGCUUUGGGACCUGUUCCGCUGCACCACGCCAUUGAUGCAUGUCCUUCAGCCCGAGGCGUAUGAAGAACAGAUCCGCUCGUUCAUCGACAUCUGGAGGAAUGAAGGAUUUAUGCCUGAUGCGAGAUCGUCGAACUGGAACGGUCGGGUUCAGGGUGGAACCAACGCUGAUAACGUCCUUGCUGAUGCGUACGUGAAGGGGGUGAAAGGGGCCAUCAACUGGCAGGAAGGCUACAGGGCAAUGCUCACCGAUGCGGAGACGGUGCCAGCGGAUAGCUACGAUCCAUCGACAGCUCCAGACGUGUCGUCGACCAAGGAGGGGAGGGGCGCGCUACCAGACUGGCUCCAUUACGGGUGGAUCACGCCCACAUACUCACGAGCUGUUUCCAGAGCGGUGGAGUAUUCGGCCAAUGAUUUUGGUCUGUAUCAAGUGGCUUAUGGCAUGGGCCGGGAUGACGACGCCACCAAGUAUCUCGGCAGAUCGCGCAAUUGGCGAAAUCACUGGAACCCCAAUGCUACAGCGGAGGGAUUCAGCGGCUUUGUCGUUCCACGGAACGCCAAUGGUAGUUUCGUGCCGCAAGACCCUCUUUCGUGUGGCGGAUGUUACUGGGCGGAUCCUUACUACGAAGAUAAUCCUUUCACGUACAGCUUCAACCCGAUCCAUGACAUGGAAGACCUGAUCAGCCGAGCAGGGGGCCCGAGCACGUUUGUCGAGCGGCUGGACACAUUCUUCUCGCAGGGCCUGUACAAUCCGGGCAACGAGCCGAGCUUCACGACGCCCUAUCUCUACAACUACGCGGGCCGACAGGAUGCGACGGUCCGGCAGAUCCGCACGACCGGGUACGACAGCUACAACGCGGGGCGGGGCGGCAUCCCGGGCAACAGCGACGCGGGGGCGAUGCAGAGCUGGAUCCUCUGGAACAUGAUCGGGCUCUACCCCGUGACGGGCCAGACAACGUUCCUGGUGGGGAGUCCGUGGUUCGAGCAGCUGACCAUCUCGCUGGGCGGCGGCAAGUUCCUCAACAUCACGGCCAACCUGGAUGCGGCGACGCAGCGGGCCGAGAGCGCGUUCUACGUGCAGCGGCUGACGGUCAACGGCGAGGCGUGGGACAGGGCGUGGGUCACAUGGGAGGAUGUGUUCGCGGAGGGCGGAGAGAUGGCGUUCGAGCUUGGCGCGACGGCGCGGGGGUGGGACAGCGGGCACGCGCCUCCCAGCCCGGCGUCUCAGCUGUCUCGGAUCAGCUUGGCCUGA
Molecule: messenger RNA, 2421 nt
Organism: Diplodia corticola
Lineage: Eukaryota; Fungi; Ascomycota; Dothideomycetes; Botryosphaeriales; Botryosphaeriaceae
Product: glycosyl hydrolase
Exons: 6
Coding region: 1-2421 (806 amino acids)
Biological process (GO): protein deglycosylation; carbohydrate metabolic process; protein quality control for misfolded or incompletely synthesized proteins
Cellular component (GO): cytosol; nucleus
Molecular function (GO): peptide-N4-(N-acetyl-beta-glucosaminyl)asparagine amidase activity; carbohydrate binding
Source: RefSeq, a predicted model, not a curated record